Oryza brachyantha (malo sina) is the source of this 2162-nucleotide messenger RNA. Its product is annotated as protein IQ-DOMAIN 1. The coding region runs from base 436 to 1887 and encodes 483 amino acids. NCBI's taxonomy places the organism in Eukaryota, Viridiplantae, Streptophyta, Magnoliopsida, Poales, Poaceae. The record is from RefSeq and is a predicted model, not a curated record. The transcript is spliced from 6 exons. Gene Ontology annotation, molecular function: protein binding.
GCACCAAGGUAGUGUACACAAAGAAAGGAGCUUUCUUUAGCUUCUCUCUCAGCUCUCACCAGUCACCACUCCAAUCCAAGAGAUCCCUCCCAGCUCCAUUCCAUUCUCCCUACUACCAACAACAACUUCCAAGCUCUGGCUGGCUCUGGGCUGGCUGUGCCCUCCUGUCAGUCCUAGCUCCAGCUGCAAUCCUCCUCCUUGUUCAUCCACCACCACCACCACCCACAUGAUUGCAUUUGUGCAGAUUCCUGGAGGAGGAGAAUUCAGCUGCCCUCUCAUACCGAUCUGACACACGCACACAGGCACCCUUCUUUGUUGUGGUUGCCGCACGAUCCGAAAGAGAUUAUCUUCUCUUUCCUUUCGCAGGAAGAUUUGGUGAUUCUUGCUCUAAGCGUCGCGUCGUGCCGUCUCGUCCAUCUCUAGGAAUUUGGGGCCAUGGGGAAGAAGGGGAAGUGGUUUGGAGCUGUCAAGAAGGUGUUCAGCCCAGAAUCCAAGGAGAAGAAGGAGGAGAGGCUGAGGAGGAAAUUAGCAGCUAGCAACCCAAACCCACCAGAUCUAACCCCUUCUGCUUCUCUGGAAGUCAAUGUUUCGGUGCCACCCCCUCCAGCUCCUGCACCUGUUCAACAGACUGAAGAGGUUAAGGUCCAUGAAGUUGAGCAGGAGCAAAGCAAGCAUGUUACUGUGGAGGCAGUUCCUGAUACUGUCCCUCCCCCUGUCCCCAUCCCCGCACAGACAUCGGCAUUGCCGUUGGGUGUAUCAAGGGAAGAGCAAGCUGCAAUCAAGAUCCAGACUGCCUUCCGAGGUUACCUGGCAAGAAGGGCAUUACGAGCUCUGAGGGGACUUGUCAGAUUGAAGUCACUGGUUGAAGGUAACUCGGUUAAGCGUCAAGCUGCAAGCACUCUGCGCUGCAUGCAGACUCUAGCACGGGUGCAGUCACAGAUACGAUCAAGGAGGCUGAAGAUGUCUGAAGAGAAUCAGGCCCUCCAGCGGCAGCUCCUACUGAAACAGGAACUGGAGAGUUUGAGGAUGGGGGAGCAGUGGGAUGACAGCACUCAGUCCAAGGAGCAAAUCGAGGCAAGUCUUAUAAGCAGGCAAGAGGCUGCAGUAAGAAGAGAGAGGGCGCUGGCGUAUGCAUUUUCGCAUCAGUGGAAGAGCACUUCAAGGUCUGUGAACCCAAUGUUUGUAGACCCUAACAACCCACAGUGGGGCUGGAGCUGGUUGGAACGCUGGAUGGCAGCGAAGCCCUGGGAGGGCCGUGCCGGGACCGACAAGGAGAGCAACAUUGACCGCGCAUCGGUGAAGAGUGCAAGCCUGAACCUUGGAGAGGGUGAGAUCACAAAAGCAUUCAACCGAAGGGGAUCCAAGCCGGACAAGUCAUCACCGACGACUCCAAAGCUGGCCCGUCCGGCCUCCCGCCAAUCCCCAUCAACUCCGACAGCAAAGGUGUCACCCAUCCUUGCGAAGAAGAAGCCCGCGACACCGAAGAACGGGCUCUCGCACGUCGAUGACGACGCGAGGAGCGUGUUCAGCGUCCAGUCUGAGCGACCGAGGAGGCACAGCAUAGCCACCUCGACGGUGCGCGACGACGAGAGCCUCGCGAGCUCCCCGUCUGUGCCAAGCUACAUGGCUCCCACGAAAUCUGCAAGAGCUAAGCUGCGGCUCCAGGGAUCAGUGGUUACUGAUGGUGCAGAGACACCGGAGAAAGGCGGAGGAGGAGGAGGAGGCUCUGUUGGUUCAGUGAAGAAGAAGCUGUCCUUCCAAGCUGGAAUGGUGCCGCCGUCUCCGAUGAGGCGGCAUUCUGGACCUCCCAAGGUGGAGGGUGUGGUGAAGGACAUUGCUGAACCUCCACAGCCAGAGGCCCUGGUGAUCAAUGGUGGAAGCAAGUGACUCACAUGGCAGCAGGUACCAUGAUGGGCAAUGGAUUCUGCAGAUAUAUUUCAUCCAGUGAAGCAAAGGUUAAGAUUAUAUGUCAGCUGUAUGAGUUGUCGGCAUUGUUUUUCCCAAGUUAUAACCACAUUAUUUGCUUAGCAGAUUCGUGAGUUACCCUGCCAGUCCAUUCCAUUUGUUGUUUCUGUAAAACUAUAUCGAUUUGUCACUUGAAACCUUUGGUGUUUGUAUGUAAACAAGUCUUCUGUUUAUGCGAGCCACAUGUUUCUUUUUGU